This is a messenger RNA of Alternaria ventricosa, 861 nucleotides long. RefSeq lists its product as uncharacterized. Gene Ontology annotation, molecular function: oxidoreductase activity, acting on the CH-OH group of donors, NAD or NADP as acceptor. Lineage: Eukaryota; Fungi; Ascomycota; Dothideomycetes; Pleosporales; Pleosporaceae. The coding region runs from base 1 to 861 and encodes 286 amino acids. The transcript has 2 exons. The record is from RefSeq and is a predicted model, not a curated record.
AUGUCAGCACCCAGAGUCUUUGAAGGCAAACUUGCCAUUAUUACCGGUUCUUCGCGAAGCUUCGGCGCCACACUUGCCACAUACUUCGCCUCGCGUGGAGCUAACGUUGUGAUCAACUACGCAACAUCAGCGUCCGAUAAGAUCGCGACUGACUUAGCAAACCAUCUCUCCACGACCUACAAGAUCAACGCGCUCCCCGUACGCGCCGAUCUUCUUGACCCUUCCGCCCCGCAAACCAUUGUCAAUGCGGCAAAGGCGCACUUCAGCAACCCAGCGGCCACCCCUUCGUUCCAGAUCGACAUCCUGAUCAACAAUGCCGCUGUCGUGAAUGCGCAGCCUAUCCAGGAGCUUGAUCCAGAACUCUGGGACCAGACGUUCAACAUCAACUGCAAAGCUCCUGCGCUGCUUAUCAAAGCUGCGUUCCCCUACCUUCCUCACGACAGAUCUGGUAGGAUCGUCAACAUCUCAUCCGCGACUACGACGUGGGGUCUGAUCCAGCAGACAUCCUAUGCCGGUACCAAGGGCGCCAUCGAAGCCAUGACGCGUGUGUGGGCGCGCGAACUCGCUGAACGCGCAACUGUUAACAGCGUGAGCCCUGGUCCCAUGGACACCGGUCUCCUGAACGGACUGCCUGAGGCGCCCAGAGAGGCACUGAAGAUGUACAACGCGUUGAUCCCACUAGCGAAGGAAAGACCUGGUGUAGACAGCGAGGACAUGUUGAGAUUGGCAGGCGAGAUUGGCGGUAGGCCCGGUACGCUCGAGGAGGUGGCAGGUAUCGUUGGUAUCGCGUGCUUGCCAGAGAGUGGCUGGAUGACGGGUAAUCAGCUGGGCGCGAGUGGAGGCGGCGCGUUUGUUAGGUAG